Enhydra lutris kenyoni (northern sea otter) is the source of this 960-nucleotide messenger RNA. RefSeq names its product COMM domain containing 4. The transcript has 7 exons. The record is from RefSeq and is a predicted model, not a curated record. Bases 42 to 728 code for a protein of 228 amino acids. Lineage: Eukaryota; Metazoa; Chordata; Mammalia; Carnivora; Mustelidae.
GCGCGCGUCGGAGGAGGACGCGGGUCGGCUUGCUGGGCGCGAUGAGGUUCCGGUUCUGUGGUGAUCUGGACUGUCCUGACUGGGUCCUGGCGGAGAUCAGCACGCUGGCCAAGAUUUCCUCCGUGAAGCUGAGGUUGCUGUGUAGCCAGGUGCUGAAGGAGCUUCUGGGACAGGGGAUUGACUACGAGAAGAUCCUGAAGCUCACCGCUGAUGCCAGGUUUGAGUCGGGCGAUGUCAAGGCCACGGUGGCAGUGCUGAGUUUCAUCCUCUCCAGUGCGGCCAAGCAUAGCGUGGAUGGCGAGUCCUUGUCUAGUGAACUGCAGCAGCUGGGGCUCCCCAAAGAGCACGCGGCCAGCCUGUGUCGCUGUUAUGAGGAGAAGCAAAGCCCCCUACAGGAGCAUCUGCGGGCCUGCAGCCUGCGUGUGAACAGGCUGGCAGGUGUGGGCUGGCGGGUGGACUACACCCUGAGCUCCAGCUUGCUUCGGGCUGUGGCAGAGCCCAUGGUGCACCUGAAGCUGGAGGUGGCAGCUGCCUCAGGCGCCACAGCCCAGCCUGUGGCCAUGUCGCUCUCAGCUGACAAGUUCCAGGUCCUCCUUGCAGGUGAGACUCAGUUGUCCCUGGAAGGGGAAGGGGCCCUCCCAGAUCCCACCGGACUGCCACCCACCUGCUCACCUCUUCCCUCUGCAGAAUUGAAGCAGGCUCAGACCCUGAUGAGCUCCCUGGGCUGAGGAGAAGGGUGUUUGGGGCCCGUGUUGCGUCGCUGCCCUCCAAACUCCUCUUCGUGGGUGGCCGCAACUCCAGGACCCUGGAGGCCUGGCCUCCCAGAUCUCUGACUUGCUAGGUUCCCACAUGAGAAUUCAGCAUAAGGAUUCUGAGGGCUUCUCGAGCAUUGCCUUCCCCGCCCCGAGAAGGGCAUUGUCAGCAGUUCUGACGAGCUGGAAGAAUAAACUGAAGUGUAAA